Molecule: messenger RNA, 2270 nt
Organism: Abrus precatorius (Indian licorice)
Lineage: Eukaryota; Viridiplantae; Streptophyta; Magnoliopsida; Fabales; Fabaceae
Product: serine/threonine-protein kinase SRPK
Exons: 4
Coding region: 176-1795 (539 amino acids)
Biological process (GO): spliceosomal complex assembly; regulation of mRNA processing; protein phosphorylation
Molecular function (GO): ATP binding; protein kinase activity
Source: RefSeq, a predicted model, not a curated record
ACUCAAUUAAAUUAACCGGGAAGAGAAGAGAAGGGAAAACCCACUCUUCCCCAUCUCGUUUCUCUCUCAAAAACCAAACCCUCUCUCUCUCUCUCUCUCUCUCUCUCUCUCUCUCUCUCUCUCUCUCUCAGUGUUCGCUCUUGUAUCGUAGAAGGGAUCAAGUGGGACCCAUCAAAUGGGAGACAAACACCAAGACGACAGCAGCGAUUUCACCUCCGAGGACGAAGGCACCGAGGAUUACCGUCGCGGCGGUUACCACGCUGUACGAAUCGGCGACACCUUCAACUCCGGUCUUUACGUCGUUCAGAGCAAGCUCGGUUGGGGCCAUUUCUCCACCGUUUGGCUCGCUUGGGACACCAAACAUUCUAGAUACGUGGCUUUGAAGGUUCAAAAGAGUGCUCAGCAUUACACUGAGGCUGCCAUGGACGAGAUAACGAUUCUGCAACAGAUUGCAGAGGGAGACCCUGAUGAUAAAAAGUGUGUGGUGAAGCUUUUGGAUCAUUUUAAGCAUUCUGGUCCCAAUGGACAGCAUGUUUGUAUGGUGUUUGAGUACCUUGGGGAUAAUCUUUUAACUCUUAUUAAGUAUUCUGACUAUCGCGGAAUGCCUAUUAGUAUGGUUAAAGAGAUAUGCUUUCAUAUUCUUGUUGGAUUGGAUUACUUGCAUAAACAGCUUUCGAUUAUACAUACUGAUUUGAAACCCGAAAACAUACUCCUUUUGUCCAUGAUAGAUCCUUCUAAGGAUCCUAGGAAGUCUGGUGCCCCUCUUAUUCUUCCCAAUAGUAGAGAUAAGACAGCACUGGAGUCGGCGGCUGCGAAAGAUUUGAAGACGUCGAAUGGGGAUUUGAUUAAGAAUCAUAAGAAAAAGAUUAAAAGAAAGGCUAAGCAAGCGGCUCAUGGGUGUGUUGAGAAGGAAGCUUUUGAAGGAGUUGAGGGUAAUGCUGAAACAUCAGGGGCUGUUGAAUCAUCUCCUAAUGCAAGAGAACAGGCUUCUAGUUCUGCAGGAACUAGUAGGUUAUCAGAUGCUGAUGGAACAAAGUUGAAAGAGCAGGGUAACAAACGAGGAAGCCGCUCGAUGAGACAGAAGCUGCUGGCAUCGGUUGAUCUCAAGUGCAAGUUAGUUGACUUUGGUAAUGCUUGCUGGACAUAUAAACAGUUUACAAGUGACAUCCAGACAAGACAAUAUCGGUGCCCAGAGGUGAUCCUUGGAUCAAAGUAUUCUACUUCUGCAGAUCUUUGGUCCUUUGCUUGCAUUUGUUUUGAGCUUGCUACUGGAGAUGUGUUAUUUGAUCCUCACAGUGGUGACAACUUUGAUAGGGAUGAGGACCACUUAGCUUUAAUGAUGGAACUUCUUGGAAUGAUGCCACGCAAGAUUGCACUAGGGGGUCGAUAUUCCCGUGAUUUCUUUAAUAGAUAUGGUGACUUGAGGCACAUCCGUCGGUUGCGAUUCUGGCCAUUGAACAAAGUCCUCGUGGAGAAGUACGAGUUCAGUGAGAGAGAUGCAAAUGAAAUGACAGACUUUUUGGUUCCUAUCCUUGACUUUGUUCCUGAGAAGCGGCCAACAGCUGGUCAGUGCCUUCUACACCCAUGGAUCAAUGCAGGUCCUCGCCUUUUGGAGCCAUCUGUGCCUUCUAAUCACAACCCCACCACUGAAACUGCUGUUUCUGACCAGAAGAAAAAGGACAAAGAUGAGAGGGAAGCCAUGGAGGCAGGAAUGGGAAAUAUUGUUAUCAAUUCAGAUUCUAAACCACUCAUGCAUUCUCCAUCUAAGAAAGCCUUCCAAAGCAUCCAGAAGUAGUCCAUCUAGCAAGAGCUCUUUCCUGUGUACUGUUUUUAUGUUCUAAGUGUGCCCCUGCAUCAUAUCUCUCAUUCAAUGAUGUCCAUGGGAAAAUUGACUUGGGCACAUGUUUAUAUAGCCUUGGCUUGGUUCCCACAACUACCGAAUUUGAUGGGGUAGCACUUGUGUGACGCUAGGUGCCAGCUAAAUCCUUUCAAGCCUUCCCACAUUGUGUCAUCUUGAACCAGUUGGAUACUCCAAGAGCUCUCACUACUAAGAAUACCAUUAUGAUAUAUCCUUUCCCUUGUUUCUCAUGCUUAUAAUAGGUCAAAGAUGAGCCUUUGUUAAUUGGUAUCAUUGACUUGUUUGUGAACAGUGUUCAUUAUCAUGUCCUCUUGUGCUGAAUGGAUGGAUAUUCUUCAUACGGAGACAUUCUAGACAUGUUCCAAGUCAUUCUUUGUUUUUCGGUCUCUGCGUUAUCUAUUCGGCUUCUACU